AAAUCAAACAAUGAGCAAUCGCACGGAGCAGGAUUAUGACAGUGCCACGCCGGCACUGCAACAACAAAUGAAUCUGGCCCGAAGAGCCUGCUGGAGGAGGCACAAAUCCUUCAGCCACGACAUCAUCCCUCCCGAUGCAGUUAGUCGCCUGGAGUUAGCUAAUCCCCAGAUUGCGAAUCAAAUCGAUGCCGAAGCAACACCACACCCACCACCACCACCGACGGAUGAAACCAAAACAAGAAUCGAACCACAAAAUGUAACCACAACAAGGAGCACAACCUGCACAUCCGACUGGCGAGGGAUUUUCAGCAAAAGGAUGCUGCUCAUCUGCGCCUUAAUCCUGUUCCUUGGAAUCGUUCAGGGCCGGCCAAAUACUAGUGCUGUGGGAGUGGCCAGCAAGGAUAUUGCCGAUGCGGUCACCCAGCUAAAUCUGGCCCAGACAUCGCCCGUGGAUGCUGUUGGCCUGGAUCCAACACCGCCGGUGAGGUUGCCACGUGCCGAUCCAUUGAAAUCCAGCGACCAGGAUGAGGAAAGCGGCGCCGCCGGCGGCGAGGGUCACAAAAUGGAAAGGUAUCCUCUCUCUAGUGUGGAUUUCGCUAGGGUAAAGACGCCGUUCAUCAUUGGAAUCUGGAUUCUGUCGGCCAGCAUUGCUAAAAUAGGUUUCCAUAUGACGCCCAAGCUGCAUCUAAUAUUUCCGGAGUCGUGUCUGCUGAUUGUCGUGGGCGUUGUCAUUGGGGUGGUGCUCUAUUUUUGCACCGAUGUUGCCGUCUCCCCGCUAACACCGAACACGUUCUUCUUCUAUAUGCUGCCACCGAUUAUCCUGGACGCCGGAUACUUUAUGCCCAAUCGAUUGUUCUUCGACAACCUGGGCACCAUCCUGCUAAUGGCAGUGGUCGGUACCAUCUUCAACAUAGCCACCAUCGGUGGCUCGUUGUAUGCCUGCGGCAAGAUGGGAAUUUAUGGUGAAAGCGAGACUCCUGGUCUGAUGGAUGUAUUCCUUUUUGCCUCCCUAAUAUCCGCCGUGGAUCCGGUGGCUGUUUUGGCCGUAUUCGAGGAGAUACACGUCAACGAGAUCCUGUACAUUGUUGUCUUUGGCGAGUCCUUGCUGAACGAUGCCGUUACGGUUGUGAUGUACCACAUGAUGGAGUCCUACAAUGAGAUUGGCUUGGACAAAAUCAUUGCCCAGGACAUAGCCAGCGGUGUGGGUUCCUUCUUCGUGGUUGCUUUGGGUGGCACUGCCAUAGGCAUCAUCUGGGGCUUCCUCACUGGUCUGGUGACACGUUUCACCGAUCAUGUGCGUGUCAUUGAACCCAUUUUCAUUUUUGUGAUGGCCUACUUGGCCUAUCUCAAUGCGGAAAUCUUUCACAUGAGCGGCAUUUUAGCCAUUACUUUCUGUGGUAUAACGAUGAAGAACUAUGUGGAAUCGAAUAUAUCACAAAAGUCGCACACGACUGUUAAAUAUGCCUUGAAGAUGCUGUCCAGUUCCGCGGAGACCAUUAUCUUUAUGUUCCUAGGCGUGGCCACGGUGAACAAUAUGCACGUAUGGAAUACGUGGUUCGUGGUCCUGACCAUUGCCUUCUGUUCAGUGUUUCGUGUUAUUGGUGUUAUUUUGCUUUCGGCCCUGGCCAAUCGAUUCCGCCUGCAUAAGCUAUCCAGGGUAGAUCAGUUUGUGAUGUCCUAUGGCGGAUUGCGUGGUGCUGUGGCCUUUGCUUUGGUCCUGCUGGUCGAUGAGAAUGUGGUCAAGCAAAAGAACAUGUUUGUUACCACCACGAUAGCUGUGAUUUACUUUACUGUCUUCCUGCAAGGCAUCACCAUCAAGCCGCUGGUCAAGAUACUCAAUGUUAAGCGGGCCAACAAACGGAAGCCAACCAUGAAUGAACGCAUUCACGAGAGGUUCAUGGAUCACUUGAUGGCUGGCAUUGAGGACAUUGUGGGCAAGACAGGCAACUACAAUGUGCGUGAUAAAUUCAAGCGCUUCGACAAUCGCUUCAUCCGCCCGCUGCUGAUCAGAGAUCUUAAGGGCGCUGAGCCGAAGAUCAUCGAGACUUACUCCAAGCUGACCAUGCGCGAUGCCAUGGAGGUGAUGAGACGGAAUCCAUCCACCAUUGGCCAGAUGACGGGCACCGAGUCGAUGAGCGCCCUGUUCCGGAACUAUACCAAUAACUAUAUUGGUGGCAGGUGGGCACCGCCAACCAUAUACACCACCUGUCCCAGUCUAACCAAUCUAGACAAUACUUGCUCGCGUAAUCUGGACAUGGCUGAGCUGGAUUAUAAUCCAUCCAAGAAGGAUCUGACUGAUGCCCGGAUCCAUCAUCUGUUGGCCGAAGAACUGAAGCCUUAUAGAAGGGCCUCAAUACAAAUGCACCGUCGUCUUAGUUAUAGCCGACACGCAGUAGAUGACAGAGAUUUGUCCACCCAGGUCAAUUACAAAAUGCAAAUGAACUUCAGGCGGAUGUUCAAUGAUCGGAAACAUCAUAAGCGCAGUAAACGUGGUGCCAGCAAUAAGGAGGCCAAGGAGAACGUUAAGCAGAAUCAUGUCUCGUUCCAUGAUUUCCAACAGAACGGCACCACCAAGCAGCUCACCAAUGACUAUAUUAACAAUGUGCUUAAUGAAACAGCCGAGGAGUGCCAACAGAAUCCCAACGAGAUCAAUGUUGUUGGCCCGAGCGACGAUUGGGAUGAUGGCCUGACCUUCACAGCCAAAUCAUCACCUGACUCGGAUCGCGCCAAUAACAAUUCCCUGAUAGCCCACAUCCAAAACCUGCCGGGUUUCGAUGCUUCCAAGGCGCGCAUCGUCGUCCAGCAUUAUGCGCCCAAGGUCGAUGACAGUCCGGAAACAGAUAUAGAGUCGCCGGAUCAGGCCAUUGGGCCAACGGCCGCCGAAUUGAUAUUGCCGUGGCGGCGGGAUCGUUCAUACCAGAGCAUUGUGGCUGAGCAUCCUAUACCCGAAGAGGAUCGCAAUCUGUCCCGCGAAUCCGACGGAGAGAGACGUGUGGCCACGCCAACUGCCACGGAAUCCCAGCUGCCGUGGAAACGCCAAGGUGACGAAUGCACGGAUGCAGUGCAGCAGAACGAGUUUCCAGCUUGGGCCUCCAACAAGGAGUACUUGGCCUACAAUUCCCCCAGUGCAACAUUCCUAGGUGGUAUAAACAAGCCUAAACAGCCCAAGUCCGUCAUAGGUCUGUUCCGGCGUGAGAGUUCCAGUUCGAAGGCCGGAAGCGUUGGCAUCGGCAGCAACGGAGCCGUGGACAGCGCCGCCAGUGGUUCGGAUACGAUGGUUGUGCCAUUGCCCAGCCAACCACCCAAUGCACCAUCGACAUCCAUGCAUAAUCCGCGGCUUGAUAAGCGCUCCCAGUCGAUAUCCUCGGGUUCGCUGGGCGCCGGAGCCCAUCAACUGGGUCCGGAUGGACACUCCGGUCCGUUUCCGGUCACCGCCAGUCAUCGGCGGAAUGUGCGACGAGGCUCCAUGCUGGAGCUAAGCGGACUCAUUGCAACUGGACGAAGGCCCAGUAGAGUUUUGCAAUUUAGUCCGGGAGCAACCAAUUUACUAGGGUCAGCCAAGAUCACAACUCCUUCUCCUCCUCUACCACCAACAACAACAACAACAACUACAGUUAAAACAACAACAACAAGCACAUCAACCAACAACAACACCAACAAUUCAACAGAAACAACAUCAGGCAGCGCGACUAACUCGACGCCAACCUCCCCCAGAUCAGAGGAUAGCGCCACAUAUACGUACUAUCCAAAAGACACAAUACCCGAAGAGUCGUCGUACCAGCAUGGACACUCCAAGUCCUUGUGCGAGCCGGCGGACUCGGAUGACUGGGAGGGUGCACCGCUGUCAGCCGCCGCCGGCGGAGCCAACAGUGAACGAAUGAUGCGAAUGAGCGGUAGGGAGCCCCUCCUGCCACGCCCCUCCAAUACGCCUCGUGCCCAAAUCCGUCGAAUGAACGCUGGAGCGGUGGGCGGAGCAGCAGUUAGCCAGGCUGGACGGAAAAACCAGGUAACUAAAGCUCUUUUGGACUACGAGGAUUCGGAAACGGAUUCCGAGGAGAACGAUGAUGAUGAAGACGAGGACUUUGAUUCGUACGACGAUGAGAACAUUGUAGUCACCACCUUUACCACACCGGCCACGGGCAGGAGACCGGGUUCGAGUCCUGGAUCGGGAUCGGAAGCCAAUACCACAACCACCACCACGACAAGCAUUCGGCUGACCCGCAACAACGACGAGAGCAUCAUUUGAGUAUCGAGCACGGAUGGCGACGUGGAGGAAGAACUGGAUGAUGAUGACGAGGAUCUGUCAUCUGUCUCUGUACCAAAACGUUCGCGUCAGCAUCUGUUCCCGUACGAAAUGUUCUACUAACUAACUCCGGAAAACACCACCCUCACACACACAUUUAUAUGACCUAGUUUGUAAGACUAAAGUUGACAGAAAGUUAAAGAAUAGUUUUCCCCUCAAAAAAGAAAUGGUUUAAAACACAAAAGCUUUAUAAUUAUAUAUUACCAAAACCACAAGAAUCGGACAGAAGCUUAGAUAAGGGAGUAGCGAAACAAAUUGUAUAUAACACAGAUUUGAACCUUAAUUAAUUAAUUAAUUAAUUAACCAACUAAUUUCUUCUUGAUCGUUUAAGUCGCUUCUUAAGAUUUUUAACUUCCAAUUUCUGUUUAGUGUUUAGUCCCGAUCAAUUGUUAUAAAAUGUAUCACAAAGGUAUAUAUCGAAAAGGAAAAACGAUUUAGUGAUUACAGCUGAUGUGUUCCAAAACAAAAAAAAAGAAAAUAGCAAGCAGAGAAAAUGGUGUAAUAACUAACAAAGCGUAGCCAAAGUUCUAAUUAAGCCAAUAACUAAAGUUGAUUUCCUUGUUUAUUGUUUAGACGAAAUGAUGUACUAAAUUGAGGUCACAUUAGGAGAAUGUUUUGCUAACAGUACUUAAAUGCGUACUUAGUAUGAUAGCAUAGUUAAAACGCAGAGUUUAGUUCAAUUUUAGCCUUAGUUAUUAAACAGUUUAAAGUAAUUAAUUUUCGAUAUAGCCGCAGAGUCAGAACUAAAUAUAAAUACAGUCAAGUUUUUCUCAACUGGAACUGUAAGUGAAAUAUAACUUAAACAUUCAUCAGCAUUAGUAAUAAACAUUUUAUGCAUUUUUAAAGAAACUUUUUGAAUUAAUAUUAAAGAAUAUACUUUCACAUUUUCAAACUAUAUCAAAUCAUGUUGACUUUAAACUUAGAAACCCAUUACCAAUGACAGAGACAGUUGAGCAAAACUUUGGCUGAACUUAACUAUAAAAUAUACACAAAUCAAGUAACUAAUAGUGGACAGGUAAAUGGACAGAGUUAUGUAAUUUAUAAAUUAUUUUUGUAAACUUUUACGAAUGAUAAGGAUAAAAACCAAACAUAAUGCUGGAAAUGUUAGAACGAGCGAGAAUUUCGUAUGUGGAUUUUGAGUGAGUACAUGACUAGGAUUGAGCUAACCAAGCAUUAAAAAUAAAGUAAAGAUUAACAUGCUCAAAAAACCAAGUAAAUUAUACUAGAAAUAGUUGAAUACAAACUAAAAUUCACUAUGCUGACGUAGUUUGAUGAAAAUGAAAAUGCAUUAGAAGAGUAAACUCUAUUUACCAGACAAGAUCCAAAGAGAGGGGACACACGGAGCCAACUGAGAACACAUAGUAGCCAAUAUCCAGAAUGGGAUAUGUUUAUUCUGGAACCAACCUACCUAACAAAAAUAUAAUAUUUGCUGGGACUGCUAACGGUAAAUCGUGGAAAUAUGGAACACAUACCUACCUACUACGAGUAAUAAAUACAACAAAAACAAACAAAAACUAUAUAUAUAUAUAUGUAUAUUUUCUAACUCAUGUGCAAGAACGCCUAGUACCAAACUUUAAUUUAAACAACACCUAACCCUAAAACUUAAGUAGUUCGUAUUCGCAUUAUGUUCUAUCCAAGAAAUUGCCUUCUGAAUAUGCACACCAGAUCAAACAGAAUUAUUUAACUUAGUUUUUAGUUAACCUUUUUUUUUUUUCGAUCAGAAAGACAAUAAACAGCUACAAGAGUCGCGAGAUCUUGGAAAUUGUCAUUUUGAAUAAAUCAAUUUAAUGGAAAACGAAACCGAAAAACUUAAAAAUCAGAGCUGUGUUAUAUUGUGACCAGGUUUGCUUAUAUAAACUUGAUUUAUUCCACUGAAUUUCCUAAAUUUCAAUUUAGCAUUCGAUUUGUGGCGUAAACAAUUUUGUAUACUGGACACUGGCUCAUGAAUUACUUGCUUAAGAAAACUAAAAUUGAAUUCCAUUGAUGACUAAAAUCGAGAAAGCGUUUGCAAUUUUCAUACCGUAGGCCUUAAGUUGUGCAUACUUCAAAAUUAAUUAAAAAAAAAAAAAAAAAAAAAAUAUUGAUAGCGCAAAAUAAUAAAAACAAAUUAAAAACACGAUGCAAAAAACCGAAA
Messenger RNA from Drosophila eugracilis, 6437 nucleotides. RefSeq names its product sodium/hydrogen exchanger 3 (gene Nhe2). Gene Ontology annotation, molecular function: sodium:proton antiporter activity. NCBI's taxonomy places the organism in Eukaryota, Metazoa, Arthropoda, Insecta, Diptera, Drosophilidae. The transcript is spliced from 21 exons. The record is from RefSeq and is a predicted model, not a curated record. Gene Ontology annotation, biological process: proton transmembrane transport; sodium ion transport; regulation of pH. Gene Ontology annotation, cellular component: membrane. Bases 11 to 4246 code for a protein of 1411 amino acids.